This is a messenger RNA of Scophthalmus maximus (turbot), 2203 nucleotides long. It is a transcript of the gene oxnad1, whose product is annotated as oxidoreductase NAD-binding domain containing 1. Lineage: Eukaryota; Metazoa; Chordata; Actinopteri; Pleuronectiformes; Scophthalmidae. Bases 226 to 1158 code for a protein of 310 amino acids. The record is from RefSeq and is a predicted model, not a curated record. The transcript is spliced from 8 exons. Gene Ontology annotation, cellular component: mitochondrion. Gene Ontology annotation, molecular function: oxidoreductase activity.
AGAAGAAGAAGAAGAAGCAGCUGCAGCACACGGGAGCGUCGAAGAAGAAGACGAGCCGAAGCCGUGUCAUGUAAUCACAUCACGACCAAGGUUACACCGAAGACACUGGACACAACUAUGAGCGACAUUUGACUGAAACCGGAGUGUCAUCUUCACUCGAAGGUAAAAUCACACUCCAAGGGGUCAAACGACGUCCGGUCCUCUCUGGUAUCGACCCAGGUCGCGAUGAGCGUCCCGUGCUUCCUGUCUUCUGCUGCCCGAAGCUUCGGCCUGCCGUGUCCCGUCGCUGGACUGCUCUGCUCCCGGCUGUUGGUCCCCAGCCCCAUCACGAGAAGAAAUAUGUCCUCCAAAAGACAAAUGGACCACCUGGAGAGGACGGCGAGCAACUCCAGGCAAAAUGCUGUGUAUCCAGCGCAAGUAUGUGGAAUGAUAAAUGAGUCGGAGACGGUAAAACGUUUGAGGAUAGCCGUCCAUCCAGACUUCAGCUUCAAAGCAGGACAGUGGGUGGAUCUCUUCAUCCCUGGCGUGGAAAAGGUGGGAGGAUUCUCUAUGUGCUCCAGCCCGGGUUUGCUGCAGCAGGAAGGCGUCAUCGAACUGGCUGUAAAAUACACCAAACACCCCCCGGCACACUGGAUCCACACCACAUGUGCAGUGGGCUCCCGGGUGGCCAUGCGCGUUGGCGGGGACUUCUUCUUCGACCCGUCCCCCUCUGACCCCUCUGUAGAUUUGCUGCUCGUGGCGGGUGGCGUUGGGAUCAACCCCCUCUAUUCCAUUCUGUUGCACACCAGAGAUCUCCUGCAGCUCAACCGCACCUCGGGCGGUCGGGACUACAACAUCGGCUCUGCCCACCUGUGCUACAGCGCUAAGAACACCCACGAGCUGCUCUUCAAGAGCUCCAUCAUUGAGGCGUGUCGGGAGUUCCCUGACAAUUUCUCCUGUGACUUCCAUGUCACGCAACAGAGCACAGAUGUCGACCUACACCUCCAGCCAUUUAUCAACCGUGGGAGGAUCACGGAGGAGGAGUUGCGGGCUCACGUGGACCCACAGAGGACUUUGUGUUACCUGUGCGGGCCACCGCCCAUGAUCGAAGCGAUUUCAAAAACCCUCAUGGACUUCGGCCUCCCGAAGGACAGGAUCGUCUUCGAGAAGUGGUGGUAGAACCUCGGGACCGUUCGACAGGCAGAAAUCGACGGGGGCGUCCUCUUGGCCCUCUGCCCCUCUCGUAGUCUUCAGGGGGAGGAUAUGCAGGGUGGGGCGAGAACGGAAAGCAACGGAAAUAUUCCUGUUAUGUGGACAUUAAUAUGAGAGCUCGAGCAGCGGAUGAAAUUCCUCCUCCGAACCCUGCUGCUGCAAACCCGUGCCUGAACUGUGAGAGACCCCUGGGGCCGCCCACUCCUCACUUAUCAGCUGAAUCAGAAACAGACAACUGAGACGGGAGUUUUUAUUUCUUAUAAUCCUAACAAGAAGACCGUAAAAUAAGCCAUUUUCCUCACUGCCUUGCUGAACAAUGCAACAAAUCUACAAUUCCUGUGUCACACAUUUUGACACACAUUACAUACCUUCAUAUUCCAUAUUUCCAGACAGUGAGGUUCUGCUUAUACAGACGAAUAGGUGAUAUUUAGUUUUACCAAUUAACUUGUGCGAGGAUGUGCUUAGUUUGAGUGACUAUUUUUCAUCUAUCAAAAAUACUUCUGAUGUUGACUUGAUAUGUGUUAUACAAUGUGUAUAUAUACGAAGUGAAAUACCUCAGAGCUAUUUAUUUGCAGAACCGAAGAGGUUAGAUUAGUUUGACUGAUUUAUAAUGGUGUUACUCACAUCCAAACUUCACACCACCACUCUUGCGUAUUUUUGGAGGAAGAACCCGGACACAUCUCUCCCACACACUGACCAGUGUUGCCUGCCUGUUUUACUCAUUUACACAAUUACACACAUCUACAAUACCCGUGAACAGUUUUCUCAUCCCAGGGUGGAGCGAGUAUCCCGUGGUGCGCUGUAAUGGAACCACCAGGUGGUUGCGACGAUUCGCUCGGAUCGCUGAGCAUCCUUUCGGAGAUGGUGGCGAGCUCCUCAUUGUCAUCUCCCAGCGGGGGGAAGUGCGUCGAGACUCAUUUGGCGUCGUUUCUGCAUUCCUUCCUCACGUGAGGGAAACUGUUUCUGCCGGUAGCGAGACAUUUAAAAAGGAAAUAAAAGGAAAUUGUGUCGG